Paralichthys olivaceus (Japanese flounder) is the source of this 6161-nucleotide messenger RNA. RefSeq names its product scavenger receptor class B, member 2a (gene scarb2a). Gene Ontology annotation, cellular component: plasma membrane; cytoplasm; lysosome. Gene Ontology annotation, molecular function: scavenger receptor activity. Gene Ontology annotation, biological process: receptor-mediated endocytosis; protein targeting to lysosome. The record is from RefSeq and is a predicted model, not a curated record. NCBI's taxonomy places the organism in Eukaryota, Metazoa, Chordata, Actinopteri, Pleuronectiformes, Paralichthyidae.
CCACCGCCCAGGCAUCCUCCCCCAAAACGACGCUGUUCGCCCGGCAGUGAUCAUUAAAGCAUAGAGGAAGGGGAGGAGGUGGACAGCUCUACUUCUACGUCCUGACGUGACGAGAGUCGCUGGUUCAUUCCACCACCGGUGCGAGCAGCACAGCUUCUCAAUCUGUCUCCUCCGACGCGUAAUCUUUAUAAUUUCUUUUUCAAAAAACCAAGUGCCAACCUUCUUUUGUUCCGGCAUCCAGGGGAUAGAAGUUCAGAGCCCCAGCUGCUGCUCCGAAGACGACGGCUCCGGUGGUUCACUCUCCCACACGCCUCGCCUUUCGCUGUCCUAUUUUAUUUCAUUUCUGGGGGAAGUUAACAUCGACUUUCGUGAAGUUUUUUGUUGUCGCUUUAACCCGGAGAGGACAACACAACCACCCGGCAUCAUGACACGGAGAUCUUGUGCCAUUUACGCCACAGGCAUCGUGUGCGCUCACCUCCUGAUAGUGGGGAUCGCCCUGGUCGUGGCUCAAGUCUUCCAAACAAUGAUCCACAGCCGGUUAAAAAAGGAAAUUACUUUGACGGAGAAGAGCCAAGUGUUUGAGGCAUGGAAGAAUCCACCCCCACCUGUUUAUAUGGAGUAUUACUUCUUCAAUGUGACCAAUCCAGAGGUGUUCUUGAAAGGCGGGAAGGCAGCUGUUAAACAGAUCGGACCAUAUACUUACAGGGAAUACAGACCAAGGGAAAACGUCACAUUCCUGGAGAAUGGCACCAAGAUUUUUGCCCUGAACCCCAAAUCCUUUGUCUUUGUGCCCGAGAAGUCAGUUGGCGAUCCUACGGUUGACGUCCUCACAACUGUCAACAUCCCAUUUGUGGCGGUGAUGAACGAGCUGAAAACCUACUCCUUCGUCCUGCGAACUUUUGUCUCCAUGUACAUGAACAGCCUGGGAAUUGAGCUGUUCAUGAAACGCACUGUCCACGAGAUCCUGUGGGGAUUCAAAGACCCCUUGCUCUCAAAGAUCCACUCCAUGAAGCCUGACGUGGACGACCAUUUUGGCCUGAUGUGGAAGAAAAAUGGCACUCAUGAAGGAGAGUUUGUCUUCCACACCGGAGAGGAGAACUACUUGGAUUAUGGCAAAAUUGACACGUGGAACGGCAUGCGCAAGAUGUCGUGGUGGUCAUCCAAUCAGAGCAACAUGAUCAACGGUACAGACGGCGCUGUCUUCCACCCUCUGAUAAACAGGAACGAGCUGCUCUACAUCUUCGCUGCUGAUCUCUGCAGAUCCAUUCAUUUAGCCUAUGUGAGCGAUGUGGAGGUGAAAGGAAUCCAGGCGUACCGCUUCGCACCCCCCAGUGAUGUCCUCAUGAGCCCCAAGGAAAACCCCACCAACGAGGGCUUCUGCGUGCCAGCCGGAGACUGCCUCGGCACCGGGGUGCUAAAAGUCAGCGUUUGUCGAGAAGGCGCACCCAUCGUGGUGUCUUUCCCACACUUCUAUCAAGCCGACCCCAAGUACAUCAACGCCGUCGACGGGCUCAACCCCAACAAGGAGGAGCAUGAGACGUACCUCGACCUCCAACCGACUACAGGAGUUCCCAUUCGUGCCUGCAAGCGAGCCCAGCUCAAUAUCAUCCUGAAUAGAGUCCAAGGCUUCCCCAAAACCAAGUAUAUUAACGAGACCAUUUUCCCCAUCAUGUUCGUCAACGAGACGGCGACAAUUGAUGAUGAUUCGGCUUCCCAGAUGAGGACGCUGCUCCUGAUUGUGACGCUGGUGUCAAACUUCCCCUUGCUCAUCGUGGGCAUGGGCAUCAUCCUGCUGCUGGUGCUUGUAGUCUUGUUCUGCCGAAACCGCCAGAAGAAGAAUGAAGUAAAACGUAUUGAUUUUACUGAAGCUUUUCAUUCUUUUACUACGGCAAAAGACGACACGGCUUACACUCAGGUCAGCGACAAACCAGACGAGCCGUCGGAAGCGUCAGCCACCCAGCCAAUGAAGAACGGCUCCUACAUUGCCAUGUCUCCAGUGGAGGCCCAGAAGUGUUGAUGGAGGAUUGCCUGGUCAAGCUUGGAGCUCAGGAAGGGGGCUGAGGGAGCAGCGCAGGGGUGAUGCAUUAACCACGGGUGGGGGGUUACACACAGUGAGCUCGUUUCACAUAUUUUGGGAGGGGGUGGGGAGGAUGGGGAAAGGGGCGGGGCAGAAACCCCAGUAAAUGUUUAGUCAACAAGGACAAUGCUACUCUCGCUGAGCCCUCUUAUGACUGUCUGUCCUCCUCUACUCUACCUGCUGAGCAUGGCACUAACUGCCUGCCAUACUGCAACACAACAAACUCCCACACCUUUACUCCUCAUUUCCGUACUGGUCGGCCCGGAAACACGUCGGGAGUCUGGACGGGCUCGGCCAGAACAAGCCUUUUUCCGUAACUCUUCUGAAGGACCACAGUAGCAUAGGUUUCGCUGCUGCACAAGGAUGCAUGAUCUUCUGCUGACUAAAAUGGCUGAAAGAGUGUUUAUUACUCACCUAAACAGCAGUGGGUGUCAUAUUCUUGCUCUUUCCUCUCCAUUGGUGUUGCGUGAGGAGAAAACUUCAAACUGACAGAUUAAAAAAUCCCCUGUAAACUGGAAACUUAGGACACAACUGUGAGCUCUUGAGCUCAGAGGAUAACAUGGUUUUGCUAACAAAACUGAACUUGGCAUAUCCUUUUUGUAAAAAAAAAAAUAUUGAAGAAAAAACUGUCUGAGCCAAACUAUUUAUAGCAUUUUUGCCUUUUUUUUCCUAAGAUGAAUUGGUGCGCGCGCACACACACCGCACUUCCAAGUAUUUGUUAGUGAAAGUGUUUGUGCACCUUUAUCGAACACGUCGGCGUCCUGUUUUGAUGGACAAUGCUCAACUUGAUUUCUUGAUGCAGACGCAUGACACCUGAAAUACUCGUGAUUUUAACCCCACUUCCUCAUUUUUUUGUCAGCCUCACUUUUUUCCAAAACACUAGUUACAAAAAUACACUCAGUUUCAUUUCAGAGUCCUAAUUCGUUGAAGUGUUAGUAGCCAGAUAUGAGGAUCACCAACAGUAGCUCGAACCUUUAGGCCUCGUCACACAUUCUGAACAUAAAGGAAAAAAAAACCACCCACAGAUCUUACAAGGGAGACUUGAACCUGCUUUCUGCCUUACAACGGUUCAGUGUGUUCUUUAUGUUUCAUACAUAUAAGCUGGAAAUCUCUUUUCGCUAUUGUACAUAUGUAAAGGGGAGACGUUACAGAGAUACCACUUACCAAAUCCAGCAAGCAGUCCUCCUAUAGCUGUGCAGAGAGACGCUGACUUUGCUCUGGUGUCGACCGCUCCUGCACAUCUACACUGUUACUUAUUAGAGAAAGCACAAUUUGGAUUGCUAAAAACCAUGCCUGACACAAGGCCACCAGGUUUUUUUGGGUCCUAUUAUAAUUAUAUAUAUAUAUAUUUACAGCUUAUAUGUCAAAGACACUGUCAAGUGCCGUGACUCUUCACCACUCGCCGCUGUGCAGUCGUACAGUUUGCCAAGGAAACUGUUGGCAUUCAGGCAAACGCAGCACUUGAAUCACUGUUUGUCUUACGUUUCCUGUUGUGUCUCCAGUCUUCUGCCAUAAUACUGUCAAAAUGGAAAGUUCCCUGCACUUUGCCUGCAUAUUGUGUCCUGCGUGUUUUUUCAUGUUGUUUAUUUGUCCUUGUCAUUUCGAUGAAGGUGGUCCAUAAGUUCAGUACAUUUCAAUGGUUUGUCCCGGCUAGUAUUGGUUCUGAUGAUGUUUUCAAGGACACUGGACGUCCCUGCCUCUGUGUUAACUUGCUUCUCAGCACAUAGAGUGUCUUCUUUUGAUAUACUUUUGUAUUUGUCAUUGCUGCUAAAAAAAUGCCAUAACCUAUGGACUUGUAUUUACCAUAACUUGCUCGUUUUCAGGUCGACUCACACAGGCUUUUAUCCACGUCUUAAAUCUUUAAGGUUUUCUGUGUUGACGAGACUUUGGCACCUGAGCACAAGUACAAAGCCCAAAGCUUGCUGCCAUUUAUUGGACUAAGCAGUUAUCACUAACCACAUUUUUGUAAAGCUAUUACGGUUAACCAGUCAUACCACUAUUAGUAGACCAUAUCACAUGUAUCAUUGGGGUUUGUGAAGGGGUUAGUUAACUUGACAGAAAGGACGAGCCGCUUCAGCAUCAUCUGGAUUGGUGUCAGAAGUUGUUUGAUAACACUGUGGUGGAGAAUCCUUUAAAGCAGAAGUUCAACACUGUGGGGAAAUGUGCUCGUUGAGUUUCUCAUGGAGAGAAGGAUGACAAGAUUGAUGCCGCUCUGAUGCUGCUUAAUAUGAAACUGGAGAUGUUCACUUAGCUUAGCACAAAAACUAAACAGCCUGGCUCUGUCCAAAGGAAACAAAAUCUAUAAAAUAUUCAUUGUUUCAGUCAUUUUCAAGCAGAAAUUUGACUUCAGGUUCUCAAAUGUGAGACUGUGCUGCUUUCCUCAGUCUUGAAUUAUAGUAAAUUUCAUACUUUUAUAUACUAGACUGAGUUGGAUAAAACUAAACUUUUGAUGAUGACUGUUGAAGGAUGUUGUCAUGGGCAUUUAACAGUUUUGUUUUUAUGACCUUGUGAAAACUACGCUUCGCCAUUUUAUGGGAAGUUUUGUUCCAGAGUACUUUCUCAACUCCUGAAAGAUACAGCAUCAACAAAUAACUUGUCCCAUACCUAAAAAAAAAAAAAAAGAUCUUUAUGCUAAAAUAAUCUUUGCUUGCUCCAGCUUCGUAUUUAACGCACAGAUACGUGAAUUUCUCAUCCGUCUCUCCACCAGAAAGUGAAUGAGCGUGUUUGAACAGUUUCUUUGAAGUGAAAUCGAUUCACUAAAGCCUUUUUUUAUUUCACCUACAUGAAAGAAACCUCCAUCUUGUUCAAACACAUAGUUCCUCAUUGUUCACCUUUUUAAAAUCUCUACUUGAACCUGAAAGACCUUAAUCCUGAGAGGAUGUGUGUGUUGCUUGUGCAGUGUCUGUUCAAACACACACACACAUACACACACCUGACCCAUCACUGCUCCACUCGUCUGACUUCUACUACAUUGACCUUUGAGUCCAAUCCUUCAAACCCAUUGGCUCGUCCCUGCUUGACCAAAGAUAACCCACAUUGAUCUGCCCCAGCGCAGUGUGUACUCUCCUCUGCGAUAACGGCUGUGCCACAAAACUACCGCCUACCUUUUUUUUUUUUUGAUUUGUGCCACCACUUAUGUGAAGUAUUUACAACAGUGUUAUGUGUGCGUGAAAGCAUGAAUGUGCCUUUUUAGAUCAAGGCAAAACAAUAAAUAAAUCACAGAGGGUAGUAUGACGUGUAUUGCUUUUCUUCACCUAGUGCAAAAGGAAUUAAUCAAUGCUCUUUGUGAGCAGAGAAAAUCUCAGUAUAGAGCAAUACAGAGCUGUGUAAAAUACAUUGUGGAUGUUUUGUAAGGGCCACAUAAUAUUUAUGUAUCUUUUUUUCCUGUGAUUUCUGUUAGUUUCACUUGUGUAGGAGUAUUUUCCCUUUUCUUUAGUUUGAAUUCAGUUGUUUUAUUUUGUAAUAUUUUGCUUGAGUUCAAGCACAUUUCAUUUCUGUUCAUCAUUUCAUUUUUUUCACACUGAAAAAUCCCAGAAAGUGUAAAUGUUGGACCAGUUUGUUGCACUGGGACGAGUCAGAGCCCUGUAAAAAUGUCUGUAAGAGUGUCCAUGAAUGGUUUCAUUUGGGUGUUUGUGUUUGAGUAAGAGAACUAGUGAGUAAUGCACCAUUUCUGUUAAACUGGAGUGAUUUUUCUGGAAGGCUGAUUAUCUUGAUGACUGAAUAAGUAAAGCAUUGAUGCUGUGUAAUCUGUCUAGAUGAAUGACGCCCUCCUUCAGGGAUGAGCACUUGUGCCAUACCAUCCUUUAUUGAUUUAUUUUCCUUAAUUUGCUCCUCGGUGUAACAAACCCAUCCCCCAAUCUCGAUGUUCGAAAGUCACUAACAGACAUUUCCUCUUAAGAUAUACUAAUUUUGUUUUGCUGCUGAAAAUGACAAUCCCCUUGUCAUGUUGGGUGCAAAAUGAUUUCAAAGUAAUAUCCAUUUUUAGUUUUGAUAAGUUACACUGCACAGAUGUUUCUACAGUCCUUUUGUAAACAUUUCUAGUGUAUUUGCAAAAAAUAAAAGUUGCACUGAAGUGCAAAGUUCA